This is a messenger RNA of Aspergillus versicolor CBS 583.65, 829 nucleotides long. RefSeq lists its product as uncharacterized. The record is from RefSeq and is a predicted model, not a curated record. Lineage: Eukaryota; Fungi; Ascomycota; Eurotiomycetes; Eurotiales; Aspergillaceae. The transcript has a single exon. The coding region runs from base 126 to 794 and encodes 222 amino acids.
UAUAUCUCCCAUUUCUAUCCCACUGCAUAUUCAUCUUCUUUCUGUCAAACUCUACACAACCUUCCCCCGCGACCAAUUCUACCUCCGCUAAACAAACAAAUAUACAGGAUCUACUAUAUUGUACCAUGCCCAUACUCAAAUGCCCCAGCUGGAAUCGCCCUUACAGCCCGAAGCCUAGUCUCCAGAUAACCCCAGCAGAGACCACCAAGCUAACUCCCAAACGCAAGCGUUCAAACCCAUCCCAAUCCCAAUCCUCGUCCCCACAACCCUGGAACUGGAACUGGAGCUGGGACUGGGAGUGGGACUGGGAAUCGACACCCUCGCUCUUGGUUUCAUCUUCAUCACCACUUCUAAUACCCUCUCCUUCACUCUCACCUUUAUCCAUCCACCCAAGAGCAGAAACCAUCCCUAGAGUCAAACCAAAAGCCUGGCUCUCUGUUGCAAAGGCCAUACUCCACAACCUCAAAACAGGGACAGGAACAGGCGCGGACCCCAUAAACAGAGCGUUACUGAAGAGUCUAGAAGAUGCCGCGUGGAUAGUCAAUGAAGAGAUCACCGGGAUUGAGACGGUGGGGGAGGUGAGGAGGUGGGGUGGUGUUUCUGUGCGCGAGGCCGUAGAGAUAGUGGAAGAGGCCGAGAGUAAUAUCUGGGCUUGUCUUGAUAGGAUGCGGGCUGAGAUUGGGGAAAUAUAUGGCGAUGAGAGGGAUAAUAAGGCGAAGGAGGCUAUUCAAUGCCUUCUGAUGGGGAAUAUCGGGGAGGUUGAUGCUUUGUUAGAGUGUAUGAAUAAUGUAUGAACAGGAACUAGAAGGUGGAAAUUGACUUCAUAAUG